This is a messenger RNA of Trachemys scripta elegans, 1649 nucleotides long. Its product is annotated as cytochrome P450 4V2. Lineage: Eukaryota; Metazoa; Chordata; Testudines; Emydidae. Gene Ontology annotation, molecular function: heme binding; iron ion binding; oxidoreductase activity, acting on paired donors, with incorporation or reduction of molecular oxygen. The record is from RefSeq and is a predicted model, not a curated record. The transcript has 11 exons. Bases 42 to 1649 code for a protein of 535 amino acids.
UGCGGCUCAGUGCACGCCCAGUGGCCGGGCUCGGGGCAGCGAUGGGGGCUCUGCAGCUGGCUCAGGAGUGGGACCGGCUGCUCUACUGGGGGGCCGGAGUCGUCACUCUGCUCUUCACGCUGCUGGCAGCCUUCACGUUCCGCCUGCUGUUGGAUUACCUGGGGAAGUGGAAGGCGCUGAAGCCGAUUCCAGGGAUCAGCCCCUGUUACCCUCUGCUGGGAAAUGCUCUGUUCUUCGAGCGCAAAGGGGAAGAUUUCUUUAAGCAAAUGAUGCAAUACUAUGAAGAUUUCAGGAAUCAACCACUGUUAAAACUUUGGUUAGGACCAUUGCCUUUUCUGUUUUUAUAUCACCCAGAUACUGUUGAGCCUUCUCUUUUCUUGUCUAAACAUCUACUCAAGAGUUUCAUUAUUUCCUUUUUGAUGAGUUGUUUAUACUUAAUUUUCAACGCUUUAUUUUGUAGCACUGGAGAUAAGUGGCGUUCCAGAAGGAAAAUGAUAACUCCCACAUUCCAUUUCACAAUCUUAGCUGAUUUUCUAGAAGUUAUAAAUGAACAAGCCAAUAUUUUGGUUGAUAAACUUGAAAAGCACGUUGACAAAGAGCCCUUUGAUUGCUUUCUAGACAUCACUCUCUGUGCCCUGGAUAUAAUCUGUGAAACUGCGAUGGGCAAGAAUGUGGGUGCACAGAACAAUGGGGAUUCUGAAUAUGUCCGUGCUGUUUAUAAGAUGAGUGAUGUCCUUCAUCAGAGACAGAGGUGUCCUUGGCUUUGGCCUGACUUUAUGUACUAUAUGUUCCAAGAAGGAAGGGAACAUAAUAGAAGUCUCAAGAUUCUUCACAGUUUUACUGACAAUGUUAUUGCAGAAAAAUCCUAUGAAAUAAAGAUACACGAACAACAUAAAAUUGACUUUGAAGGCAAAUGUGAACAAACUGGGUCCAAAAAGAGAAGAGCUUUUCUUGAUAUGCUUCUGAAUGCAACUGAUGACAAAGGAAACAGACUGAGCUACAUGGAUAUUCAAGAGGAAGUGGAUACUUUCAUGUUUGAGGGGCAUGAUACAACAGCUGCUGCUAUGAACUGGGCCAUCUACUUAUUUGGAUGUCAUCCGGAAGCCCAAAAGAAAGUUCACAGAGAAUUGGAUGAAGUGUUUGGGAACUCUGACCAGCCUGUCACAAUGGAUGACUUGAAGAAGCUCCGAUAUCUUGAGUGUGUUGUUAAAGAAGCCCUUCGUCUCUUCCCUUCUGUUCCAUCCUUUGCCCGGACCACAAGUGAAGAUUGCCAUAUUAAAGGAUUUAAGAUACCAAAAGAUACACAGGUAGUCAUUGUUACUUAUGCACUGCACAGAGAUCCAGAGGUUUUCCCAGACCCUGAGGAAUUCAGGCCUGAGCGAUUCUUCCCUGAGAAUUCUAGUGGAAGGCAUCCAUAUGCAUAUGUGCCCUUCUCUGCUGGAUCCAGAAACUGCAUUGGCCAGCGCUUUGCACAGAUGGAAGAGAAAGCUGUUCUAGCCAUCAUCCUACGGCGCUUUUGGGUGGAGACAAGUCAAAAGAGAGAAGAACUUGGUUUGGUCUCAGAACUAAUUCUUCGCCCAAAUAAGGGCAUAUGGAUCCAGCUGAAGAGGAGAAGAGAGUGUGUGUCAGAAGAAGAAAGCUCACAAUGA